UUUUUUUCUUAUUCUUCAUUUGAUACAAAUAAUAAACACCUCUCUUCUUUAUUCUUUAAAAACCACCCAUUCAAAAUAACAAAAUGGCCUGGGGAGGUGGUAACACAAACAGUGUCGAGUCAUGGGUGAAGCGUCUACGCGACAACGAUGCCACUUUCACGAGUCUCCAUAUCCUCUCCUUCCGACGUGUGACCUCCUCAGAACUCGGUCAGAUCUUUGAAGCACUUACUCAUAAUGCCAUCCUCAAGGAAUUCUACGCCUCCGGACACUCGUUUGAUGAGACUGCUGCCAAAAUACUAGCCACCGCAUUGGAACACAAUACCACUCUGGAACGUCUUAACAUUGGAAGCGACCAUCUCGGUAAUAAUGAAGCCGUAGUGAAACUCUUGUCUGAAGGUUUAAGCAAGAAUAAAGGCCUCCUCCGUUUAGAUUUGGAGAACAAGGGUUUUGGAGGACAUCACGAGACCAGUGUUCAAUACUUGGCUCAGGCGUUGGAAAAAAAUAUCACAUUACAGGAAUUAAUUCUGGCGAGAAACAAACUGACAGAUCAGGAUGUUCAAGUUCUCUGUCAAACCAUAACUCAAGGCAACAACAGGACUUUACAAAAGUUGGAUCUGUGUCUCAACUCAUUCACAGAGGCCGGGGCUCGAUCCAUCGCCACAUUAUUGGCAAGCCAAAAUCAGGCAGACGCAGGUGGUCUAAAAGAGAUUGAUCUGAGUGAUAAUGAAAUCACAGAAGAAGGUGGUCGCGCUAUCGGACAGGCACUCGAGUCCAAUAAGGCAUUACAGCGAUUGAGAAUGAGCUCAUGUAUGGAUCCACCCUUACCGGUGGAGGAAGGAGUCGAAGACAAGAUCCCUUUUGAUGAUGACAUUCAAACUUUAAAUCGUCCCCUGACAUCAGAGCAGGAACGGGAAAUCCGAAUGGAUGGUGAUACUGUCUUGGAAACAAUUGCCUCCGCUCUUAAAUCCAACUCUACAUUACAAGAAUUGUGGAUGGAUUACUGUAACGUCUCUUCAAUCGGAGCUGGAUACUUGGCGGACGCAUUACGUCAUAACCAUAGCCUCAUCACUGUACGCAUGCGUAAUAAUCGUAUCGGGAACAGAGGCGCACGAGCCUUGGGUGCGGCCCUCACUCCUACUUGUAGCACGAGUACGGAUGCUCAGUUAGGAGGAGAUGAAGGACAGUCAAUAGAGCCGACGCAAGCAUCAUUAUCAUCAUCAGAAGGUGUAGCAGUAACAGCAACUAAAUCGUAUAAUGCAACAUUAAGAAACUUGGAGCUUGGAUCCAACAUGGUUGGCGUCCUAGGAUGGCAUGGACUCGUUGGUGCAAGAUCGCUGGAGAGUUUAGGCUUGUACGAAAACCAGAUCAAUGUGCUUCAUAAGGCCUUGGAAGAACAACAACAGAUAAACCCUCCUUCUUCACCCAGCUCUGUACCCUCUACAACCAUGUCACCCACAAAUGCCCCCCCCUCUUCUUCUUCACUGAGUGCAAACAUCCCCAAUGGCGCCUCCUUUAACUCACAGCAGGCUCUUGAAAAGUUAAUUCACCUCGAUGUGGGUUGUAACGGUAUCUCGCGCGAGGAUUACACACAGUUGGGUGUAUGUCUUAUUAAAGGAAUGCUACCCUCGUUGAUCCGCUUGGAAAUCGCAGGCAAUGGUGAUCGGUCUCGGGAGGCACCGCAACAUUCUUCUCCUGGCCGUAACCAUGAUGACGAUGAGGGGGAAGAUAACCAGGAAGAUCCUGAUGACGAACAGGAUGCUUGGCAGAGAGUCACUUCCAGGAUCGAAGAAGCGCGUCCUAACCUCGUGAUCCAUUGGAAAGGUGCCGGAGCGAUGCAGCAGGGAUAAAUAUUAGUACCUUGACACCUAGAAGUCUUCAACUAGUGAUAAAAAGCAAAAUGUUAUUAACUACAUAUCACCAUCACUACUAUUGCUGUAGUUAUUAUUUGCUCUAAUGAAUAUUUCUGAUAAUAAUGAAUAAUAUAUGCU
Lobosporangium transversale is the source of this 1988-nucleotide messenger RNA. RefSeq lists its product as hypothetical. The transcript has a single exon. The record is from RefSeq and is a predicted model, not a curated record. Bases 84 to 1847 code for a protein of 587 amino acids. NCBI's taxonomy places the organism in Eukaryota, Fungi, Mortierellomycota, Mortierellomycetes, Mortierellales, Mortierellaceae. Gene Ontology annotation, molecular function: protein binding.